Mesorhabditis belari is the source of this 3831-nucleotide messenger RNA. NCBI's taxonomy places the organism in Eukaryota, Metazoa, Nematoda, Chromadorea, Rhabditida, Rhabditidae. The record is from the annotation of a GenBank genome assembly.
AUGGGCGAUUACUUUUUGCAAGAAGAAGCUGAAGAUGAUGGAGAUUUCGAUGAUGAUGAAGAUGAUCUACCACUUGCACAGGUUCGAAAAAAUGUCGUCGAAGAACAUCACCGACAACAACAACAACUCGAGCAACAGAACAGAGUGCUGACAAAGGCCGAGGUCGUGGCGAAUACACGAGAAAUGGAGAAACUCCUGGCUGAAUGUGACAAUUUCAAUCCGGGAAUUCAAACUGAGAACUUGUUAAAUCAGCUAAACCAUCAAGCCAAUCAACAUGCCCAUAUUCCGGAUCAAGGAGCAAUCAUUCUACCACAAAACGAUUUCCUGGAGACUCCACGACUGCCAAUGGAUCAAUCGAUGCCCUUCGGAUCUCCUCAAAACAACCCCGAGCAGCUACAAGAACCGAACUCAAGUCAAGAUUUUACCCCAAAUCAACAAAUGGUUCAACAAACGAUGCAAAAUGAUCCAUACCAACCUUUACCUGAUACUUCUACUCAAGAAUAUUAUCCAAAUUACGCUCAAAACAACUCCUCCCAACAAAUAUACAAUAAUCCGAUGCUCGGCGAUCAAUCAAUGUAUCAAAUUGACAAUAAUCAAAGCCAUUAUCAACAAAAUAUGCAACAGGGAUACAAUCCGAUGAUUGAACAAGGAUACCAAGGACAAAUGAACAACACACAGAUGAAUCAGAUGAUGUAUGAAGCGCCGCCGCAAAACGAGUAUCCGAGUACUUCGAUGGCUCAACCCGCGCAACAAGUAGAAGCGAAUCCGAUGCAACAAGUUGCAUACCAAGAGCAGUAUCAGGUUCAACAACCAGCAAUCGGCUAUCCUGUUCAACAACAGCCACCGAUGCAGCAGACAUUGCAACAACCACUGCAACAACAGUUUCCAGAAACACAGCAAAUUCAAUACCGCCGUUUACCGGAAAAUGCGCAAGUUGUUCACCAAAGCAACGCGGCUCACGAAUUCUUGCGAACCCCAGAUGGUCGAUUGAUUCGAGUGGUGAGACAACAAGCCGCUCAACGGCAAAUCGUUCAACGAUUGAUGUACAAUCCACAAACAAACUCCUAUCAACAAGUGCAAAUGGUUGAGUAUCCACAAGAUCCUUAUAAUCAGUCUGGGCGAGUGAUUCGAGUUGUUCAACCACAGCAACAAGCGCAGCCACAAAUGCUUCCAGCGAGUAUGAGUCAACAGCAACAACUCUAUCAACAACGUCAGCAAUCUCAAGCUGCUUCAUCUUCAGCCCCAUCUCAAACGCUUUUCCCCGUUGCCACCACUCCCGCUCACUACAAUAAUGGUGCUCAAACGGCUCGAAGUCUUUCCUUCAAUCCGCCGAACAUUCGUUAUAUCAAUCCGGAUGGAACGCCUGCUGAGCCGCCAAUGAGCGCCUACAAACCGGAGCUCAAGCCCCAUGAUACUGAGGGAAUGCCCACAUUGGACUCACCAGCAAAAGCACAAUCGUCACCAAUCAAAGUCAUUCGACAACCACCGCCAAGACCAAGACCUGGUGUUCCACAGCUGAUGGAUAAAAAACCAACAGUGAAGGCUCCAUUCGCUCAUUAUCCUGAUGGACAACAACCACCAUCGCAGCUGGAGCCAAGUCGAGCACGGGUUGAGGCCGGUCGACAAAACGGAAACGAUUCUAGAGAACAUGGAUACGCGUCAAGUUCAACACAUCAAGCUCCUUAUGCUCCACCGAAAUUCAAGCCAAGACCACCAAUGGAUGCACAGGCGGCGCAGCUGAAAAAGACAAUGAAAGCGGCGAAAGAAUCGGCGAUCAAGCGGCUAUCAACAGAAUCUGGCUGGAAAAUGAUGAAUGGAUGGUUGAAAAAGGCAAAAGGGGAUGACAAGAAGACGUUGUCGUUGCUGAAAGAGUUGAUAAAGGCUGACGUGCCGGUUGAGUUGCUGAUGGACACAAACGUUGACACCCCACGAUUUUUGGUCUCACUGAAGAAGAAAGGGGGAAAUCAGAUGAUUCGUGAUAUCGCCGCCGAUUUGGUCGCUCGGUAUAAGGAAGAUGUACAAAAAUAUCAAAAAGAGGGACCAAAGAAAAAAGAAGAAACGAAGGAAUUGAAGAAAGAAGAAGAAAUUCCAGAUGAAGGAUCACCAGAAAUGGGAGAGGAAUUGCCGGAGUUUCCGAAAGCAGUUGAGAUCAAAUCACCAAAGACUCUUGAACGAGAGGCGAAGAAAAAAGAGAAACGAUCGAAAGCGAGAGUCUAUCAAAGUAAAGGACGGACAACAGGUUUGGAAGGAAAUCCAGAAGACGAUCUCCCACCACCAGCCCCAGUUGAGGCUCCAAAACCGGACUAUCGUCCACUUCAUGAUGAACGAAAACUGAAGAAAAUCACCGUACAACGCGAUUCGAAAGAAAAGGAAAAAGUUGUGGCUAAAGAGAAGCCAAAACCGGUAGAGACCAAGAAAGAAGAAAAACCGAAAACACCGGAGAAGCCAGCAGUGGAGAAGAAAGUGGUUGUGAAGAGCCCCAUUCUGCCAACUUUAUCCAACUCGUUUAUGGAUGCCUUUGGUCCGGCUAAAGCUGAACCAGUGAAGAAAAAGCCAAAGAGACCUACUACAAAAGACGAAAAGGAUGGAGAACUGGCAAAGAAAUCAAGAAGCGAUUCAACCGAUGAACCAUUGAGUCCCCUUGAAAGACCACAAGGAUUGCCGAGUGUUGAUAUCAAUUUGGGUGGUCUCUUUUCUGAUGUGACUACGGAAAGAAAAGAACCGGAAAUUCAAAUCAGCGGUGCUGCCACUCCCACCGAAAAGUCGAAUAUUAAAUCAAACGAUCCGAGCACUUCUGCGAGUGCUACUCCAUUUCAAGGAUGGGUAUCGGCGAAAAAGCGAAUCAGCUUUGCGGACGAUGUCGGAAAGGAUCUCGUUCACAUUCGGGAAUUCGAAGUUGAUGAAAAUGAGAGAUAUAAUGUCAGCCAUUUGACUCCAGAAGAGAUCAUUAAACGAGAUUUGGAAUUGGAGAAGAUCUACAAACAAGAGCACAAAACGGAAGAAGAGGAAGAGGAUAGAGAAAAGAUACCAAGUCCAUCAGAUAUUUCGGGAGAAAAUGAUUCACUUCAUCCACUCGAUCCGAGAAGAGAAUUGAUCAAAGGAAAGCCGGAAAGAAAGUGGAGACUCGUCCUUGUCGAGGAUCAUGGGCUUACCACAAAAGAAAAGAAUCUCUUCCAAUCACAGGAAUUCUUUGUGGAACAAGAUCGCCAAAGUCGUACCCUAUCGGUGAUCUUCGAUGGAAAACUUGGCACAAUCGACCGAGACGAGCCAAAAGAGAAGCCAGAUCCCGAUCACACUCCCGUCUCAAUUCCACUCUUUUCGUUUGAUGACGAAGUACCGGAUAUUGAACCAACCUCCUCAACUCAUGCGAUUCCGUCAACUCCAAUGAUUCCAUCCGAACCGGACCCACAAAAAUCUCUGGAGUUGCCUUCUAAUCUAAAGAAUUUAUUGUCUGGACUGAAGAGUGCCGGGAUCAUUUCUCUUCCUUCCGCACAGCAUCAAUAUCAACAAGUCGAUCAAACCGGAGCUCCAGUCCCUGUCACAGCGGCACCAUUCCCACAGGCUUCUCAAGAUUAUCCAUCCUAUCCACACCAUGGUGGUCCACCGAUGAGAGGAGGAUUUGGUGGAAGAGGAAGGGGAUGGCCAAAUUCACGAAUCGCUUGUCAAUACAUAAACACGCCGAAAGGAUGCACUUAUGGAGAUAGAUGCCGAUUCUCGCAUGAUCCAAAGGAUUUGGAGAGGAUGAAACAAGGAGGUUACGGCAGAGGGCAACCCUUCGAUCGCGGUCAUCCACCAAACCGACCUUAUCGAGGCGGAUUUCACCCAAGAACU